Durio zibethinus is the source of this 3914-nucleotide messenger RNA. RefSeq lists its product as uncharacterized. The record is from RefSeq and is a predicted model, not a curated record. Gene Ontology annotation, molecular function: RNA binding. NCBI's taxonomy places the organism in Eukaryota, Viridiplantae, Streptophyta, Magnoliopsida, Malvales, Malvaceae.
AUCAAAUUUCCCUUAUAAUAAUGACUUUAAAAAAUAGAGUAAUUCCCAUAAAAGAAUGCAAACAAAGAAAAACAUUUUCCAACAAAUGUAAAUUAAACAAAAUAACCAAAAAGAAAAAGGUCUCCAUUCCUUCCAUUUAAGGAUAACUAUAUUAACUCAGUUUCUAGGUUUUCAACCCAAGGCGGAGCAGCUCUACCACCCUUACUCGUCUUGUCUCUGCCUCGACCACCACCCUUUCUCAAGGGCUGAAUGCUUUGUUUGCUUUUUUAGUAAAUUUGACAAGUAAGAAGUGCAGUUAGAAUACUUGGCAAGAUGGGAAGAUCGAGUAGGCCUAAAGAAAAGUAUGAAAAAGGUGGUGAGCUCCCACAACAUGAUUCCCAUGAAGGAACUUCUGCCCGGACAAGGCCUUUCAGCUAUGAUGAGAUUAUGUUUAAGAGGAAUAGUAAAAAAGUUAAUGAAAAUGCUGAAAGUGUCAAAGAAGGAAAUACAGAAGUGGGUAGGAUAGCAAAGGAGAGGCCAAUCCAGAAGGAUAUUAAUGUUAAGAAAUCUGAAGGAAGGCACAGACACAGUAAAGAUUUUUCUCGUGGUCAUGAAAAGCACCUAUUGGAUGAAUUGGAGAAGAGUACUUCCCACAAGAAAGUUGAGAACGCAUCUAGGAGAAACGAUAGCAUGUCUAAGCAGAAAAAUGGGGAGAAUCAUGGGUCGGAAAGAAGAUUGAAAUCUGAAGUGAGAAAAGAUAUGGGUGUUAAGGAUGAAGGCGAAUACGAGAAACAAAUUCAUGUGAGGACAAAAAAUGAGCGACCUGCUGGUGGUUCUGAAAAUAUAGAUGCAAAGAAGCAUUCAAGAGAUAUAGUGGAGAGAUAUAGGCAUGCAGGCAGAAUUAAGGGAAAAUCUGAGAGAGAUAUCAAGAGAAAACAUCAAACUAGAGAUGGUGAACAGAAUAGAAAAAGGAAUACUACAAAAAAGCAUGAUAUCCGAAAGGGGCAGGCUUCAGAAAGUAGUGAAAAAAAAGAGAAGAAAGAAUCAUCAAGAUCCCAUUACGAGGAAUCACACCAUAAAAGGAGACGGUCACAGAGCCGAGAGUGUGAGGACAGGCAUGGAAGAUCUAUUUCUUUCUCACCAAGGGCACACAAGCGUGCAUCUCAUCAUGUGUCAGAGCACGAACAGUUCUUACAUGGUGUAAAAGGGAGGACUGGAAGACAGCAUUCUGAUGACAGGAGCAGAAUGACAAAUAAUGGCUCAAGUGGCCACCAUAGGCGACAUGGUGUGUCCACAAGUGGUCUUGGUGGCUACUCUCCAAGGAAGAGAAAGACUGAAGCUGCUGUUAGGACACCCUCCCCAGCUCAUCGCUCAACGGAGAAGAGAACAGCUAAGUGGGAUCUUGCACCUGCAGAAACAGAAAAGAUAGUUUCUGGUUCAGUUUCGUCUAAUUUACAGGCAUCAAGUCAAACGAUUUCCUUAAACAUGCAUGCAGUGUUCAAUGCUGUUCCUAGUGUUUCAAUUACAAGGAAGCCUCUUGUUGUGGCUUCGCCUAGCUCUUUAUCAUCAAAGCAUACUGUCUCCUUUGACUCUGUUCAGUUAACAGAAGCUACCAGGCCUAUGAGAAGGCUUUAUGUAGAAAAUGUGCCAGCUUCAGCCUCUGAGAAAGCUAUUAUGGCAUCCUUUAAUAAUUUUUUGCUUUCAUCUGGCAUCAAUCAUAUUCAAGGAACGCAACCAUGUAUUAGUUGUAUUAUACACAAAGGAAAGGGCCAAGCUCUUGUUGAGUUCCUUACACCAGAGGAUGCUUCUGCGGCUCUUUCUUUUGAUGGCAGCACCUUCUCUGGUUCCAUUCUUAAAAUCAGACGCCCUAAAGACUUUGUUGAAGUGACUGGUGAACCACAGAAAUCAGAGGCAACAGUGACCACAGUCAGUGAUAUCGUGAAGGAUUCACAUCACAAGAUCUUCAUUGGUGGAAUUUCAAAGGCUCUUUCACCUGAAAUGCUUGUGGAGAUCGCUAAAGCCUUUGGUCCUUUGAAGGCAUAUCACUUUGAGAUUAAUGAGGAUCUAAGUGAACAAUAUGCUAUUCUUGAGUAUGUAGACCAAUCUGUUACCCACAAAGCCUGUGCGGGUCUGAAUGGAAUGAAGUUGGGAGGGCAAGUAAUCACUGCAGUUCAGGCUGUUCCUGAUGGCUCAUCCUUGGGAAAUGGUGGAGACCAACAAUCCUGUGUUAUCCCUCAAUUUGCUAGGCCACUUCUUCAGAAACCUACUCAAGUCCUUAAGCUUAAAAAUCUGUUCCCAGAUGACUUGUCAUCACUAUCUGAAGCAGAGGUGGAAGAAGUACUAGAAGACGUACGGUUAGAGUGUUCCAGGUUUGGUACUAUUAAAUCUGCUAAUGUUGUCAAGCAUGCAAAUAGUAUCAUCACAACUGGAGAUAACAAAAUGGAUGAUAAUACGAGGGAAACUGGGACCAGGCAGAACCUCGAAGAUGAUGAAAUAAAUGUUGAAAAAGAGACAAUGGAAGAAGUUACUGAUGGAAACUCAGGAGGAACUGCUGGGAUAAAAUUUCCAAGUGACUCUCACGAUGUAAUGGCAUGCAGCAGCUAUGAUGAUGAGAAACUUGUGGGCAACCUUUUGGACAAUGAGUUAUGUCCACAAGUUGAGUUUGAAGGUAAUAUCAAUAGCGAAGACAUAAACCAAGGGAGCUUGGAUGCUGAGCCAUGUCAGCUUGAGGGGCUUGAUAGCAACAGUGCUGGUGGAGCUCAGAUUGAUACUGAAAUAGCUGUUGAAGAUCAGGCCUUGGAGACUGCAGACAAGACAGUUUCUCAAAGGGUUGCUAAUUCGGUGAAUACCUCAAAAGAGGAAUCAGAUUAUCAUUCUGAUGGGAAUGCCGAUAAUAUUCAAAGUGACGCCACAAAUUUUGGGAAGAUAUUGGCAGCUGAAGAAAACUCAAAUCUGGAGGAAGUCAAUGGAGAAUUACCAGAAGGUCAUACUGAGUUGGCAGUCGAAGAUCCUAUCACUAUGAGUGUCUCAGUAACAAUCUCUCAACAGAUCCCUAUGCUGCUGAAUACCUCAAAAGAGAAACCAGACUCUCAAUAUGAGAAGAUUGCUGAUAAUACUCAAAGUGCAGUCAUAAAAGUUGAAAAAAAAUUAGUGUCCAAAGAAGAUCUGCAGCAGGAGGAAGCCAACGGAAAGUUACUGGAAGCUGUUGAUGGUUCUACUGGUAGUGUGAGAAUGGAAUCAGAUACUAUUGAUGAAGAUGAAAAUAGCAAGGAGAACAAUUUGAAACAAAUUUUUGAGCCUGGCUGCGUGUUUGUUGAGUAUAGAAGAAUAGAAGCUUCAUGCAUGGCUGCUCACUGUAUACAUGGACGGCUAUUUGAUGACCGGAUUGUGACAGUGGAGUACAUUGAUCCAGACCUUUACCGGGUGAAAUUUCCAAAAUGAAUUGGAUCACUGCAAUUGGAGAUAUAACUCCAUCUAACCUUCAAACUCCAUGUGUGCUUAUUUUUGUAGUAUUUUGUGCGUCAUCAUGGUUCAUUGGAGUAUCAUUACAGUAGUCCUCGGCCAUAUGACACGAGGAAAUCUCACUUUGACUAGCUUGGACUUAUAAUUUUUUAAGGCUUCAACUAGUCUGUACUUAGAACAGGACCCUUUGUUGCAAUAUGUUAGGCACUGGAAGUAACAGGAGCUACGUCUAUCUGACGAUCUUGGUGCUGGUCACUCCAUUUAUCAACCGUCUGAGAACCCAAUCUGUCUCUUUCUUCUUUUAUUUGAGAUUGCUGCUGUAAAAGGAGAUAUGCUACUGAUAGUUAGACGUUUGUGUGUUACACACUGGUAUUUUUGUAGUCCUGCAUGGAUAGGGCCACUGACUUUUUUUCUUUUUUUUUUUUCAUUUGAUUACCAUUGAUGAUACAUUAGGAAAAAUGUUAACUUGUUGU